This is a messenger RNA of Neocloeon triangulifer, 1425 nucleotides long. RefSeq lists its product as uncharacterized. NCBI's taxonomy places the organism in Eukaryota, Metazoa, Arthropoda, Insecta, Ephemeroptera, Baetidae. The transcript has a single exon. The record is from RefSeq and is a predicted model, not a curated record. Bases 24 to 1292 code for a protein of 422 amino acids.
UACUCAUCUCUCAGAAGUGAAAGAUGUCUGACGACAAGAAGGAUCUGGUCCACCCUGGUGACCUAAUAGCCGCGGUCAAGGGCAUCUUUGGCCCCAACGCGCGCCUCCUCGACUGGCAGGUAAAGCAAGGCACGGAGACGGUGCAAGGUUUCGCCUCCCUCAUGCUCAGGGCCAAGGUAAAGGUUCAGGAUAACAACGGACCCGCCCCCAUCGAGCGAGAGGCCAACCUGAUGGUCAAAAGACCACCGACCGUGGCCGCCCACGCCGCCAUGUUGAACACCAUGGGCAACAUCGUGGAGAGAGAAGCCCUCUUCUUCAACACGGCUCUUCCCAUCUUAAAGGAGAGGUGUCCUGAGUUGCCGGUGGUCAAGCCCUUGGUGUGUCACCAGGACGCAAUUUUGAUGGAGGACCUGUGUGACCUUGGCUUCGAGACCCUGGCAAAGAACUUCAGCGACAUGGCGAAAGGUGAAGUCCUGACAUAUCCCAUUGCCAGGAUGUGCUUCAGGAAUCUAGCCAAGCUCCACGCUGCCUCUCUGGGCACUGACUGGAGAGCAGUCAUGCCUGCAGGAUUCUUUGAUCUCGACACCCUGAUGGAAGGUAUGGCCGGAGAGCAGUUCAGAAUGAUGAUUUUCGGUUCCAUCCAGGCUUCCAUCAUUCCUCUCAUGCGCAAAACCAAAGCAGACAUGCCUGAUUUGGAUAAGUAUAUCGAGUACAUGCAGAGCCCUCAGUUGUUCGCCAACAUGAUUCCCUUCCUCAAGUACGAUGAAAAGCAGGGGCCCAACCUCCUUCUACACGCAGACUGUCACGUCAACAACACCAUGUACAGGCUAGACGAGACCAACAAGCCUCUAGAUAUGCGAUUCAUCGACUUCCAGAUCCUCAGGUACGCCCCUCCCUACACCGAUCUAGUAAACUUCUUGUACACAGGAACCAGCCAGCCCUUCAGAGCCCAGCACGAGAAAGACCUUGUCCGGGCGUACGUAGAGGCAUUCAACGCCGCGGCCAACGUGACCCCUGACCUUCUGGACUUUGAAACUUUCUACGCCGGAUUCGACAAGGCGCGGUACUACGGGGUGGUGUUUGCCAUGGGCAUCAGACCCAUGAUGUUGGCGUCGCAGUUCCAGCCUGAGAUGACUGAAGUUACCGAAGAGUUAUUGAUCGAGAUGCAAACUGCUGAUAAGACUGCGCCGACGAUGAACGCCUUUGAAAAUGAUCCGAGUUUCCGAAGAGAGAUGGAGGAAUUAAUCGACCACGCGAUCCAAGUCAUGAAGAGAUACGUCUACCCUGAGUAAUCUGAAGAAGGAAUUAAUGAUGCAUUUCUUAAUCAACUUGAUAUUUGUUAAAUGUUAAGAAAAUUAGAAAAUUGAUCAUUAUGAUUUUAGACAAAAAUAAAAAAUAACAAAAUUGAUAUAUUAAAUUUCGUAU